AUGAAAAACUCGUCGAGUCGUCCAACCUCUGCUACCAGCAUUUCAGCCGAGAUGAUACCGACAUCGUCAUUCCCGCACUACACUUCAAUUCCACCGUUUAUGUCACAAACGGGUCUACCCUACACGUCAUUCGUUUUCCCGAACUCUCUGGCCAACUCCAGAGCCACGACAUCGGCCAACGCCAACAACAACAGAUCGUCAUCGACCGAAACGCCCCCACCAGAGCCCACAAUGGCCGAAUUCAAGCCGAUUCCUAUUCCUGGAACGAUUGACUUCAAAACAGAGACAGAGGCGAAGUAUCCAGUCAAGGACGAGCAGAAAUACUUAGAAAAUGGUUACCAAACAGGCUGUCCACCAUCGGCUACAGCAGCAUGGUAUCAACUACCGACGGCCAAUUACUCCAUCUACAACAAUUUCUACGCUACUCCAGCCAACUAUUACCAUCAAUAUGGCUACUCGUCUGAUUACAUUCCCCAGAAUCCGCCAUACUGUGGACAGCUUUAA
Messenger RNA from Ostertagia ostertagi, 504 nucleotides. The record is from the annotation of a GenBank genome assembly. Lineage: Eukaryota; Metazoa; Nematoda; Chromadorea; Rhabditida; Trichostrongylidae.